This is a messenger RNA of Thrips palmi, 4634 nucleotides long. RefSeq names its product mediator of RNA polymerase II transcription subunit 25 (gene MED25). Gene Ontology annotation, cellular component: transcription regulator complex; mediator complex. Gene Ontology annotation, biological process: positive regulation of transcription by RNA polymerase II. The record is from RefSeq and is a predicted model, not a curated record. NCBI's taxonomy places the organism in Eukaryota, Metazoa, Arthropoda, Insecta, Thysanoptera, Thripidae. The transcript has 17 exons. The coding region runs from base 187 to 3636 and encodes 1149 amino acids.
CCCCUAGCGGCCGAAGUCGGCAGUCGCCCACCGGCACGAACGUAAACAUGAAAGUGACGUAAAGCGUCCUUUGCGUCAAUUUAGUCGUGAUUUAGUAUAAGAUGCUGGAAUUUUAAUGUUUGUCGGCCCCUGUUGAUGAACUAGUCGUUAGACAUCAAACACUGAAGCGACAUCUGAGUAUCCAGAAUGGUCCCAGGCACCAUUGAGGAUGCACAAGCUGAUGUGGUUUUUGUCAUAGAAGGUACAGCUGUUAACGGUGCCUACAUAAAUGAUUUAAAAACCAACUAUAUCAUUCCAACGCUCAAGUAUUUUACCCCAUUUAAAGGAGAUGACACAGACUACAAUGAGAGUCAAAGUGUCAUGUACGGUCUUGUGAUUUACCAUGCAUCUGAUUGUCUUCCCUGUCCAAGUAGUGACAGCUAUGGCCCCUUCUACAGUCCAUUCAAACUGCUUGCAAUGCUGGAUAUCAUCGAAAUGGCUGGUGGAAAGGGUGAGGCCUGUGCAAAUAUUGCGGAGGGCAUGGCAACAGCCCUCCAAUGUUUUGACGACCUGCAGUCUAAGAGAGAUGGGGCGUCAGCUGUCCAAAAGCACUGCAUUCUUGUCUGUAACUCUCCACCUUACCUACUGCCUGUGAUGGAAGCCCCAUCUUUAAAUGGACAUUCAGUUGAUAAGCUUGCUUCAUUCCUCUUAGAGCGAGGAAUAAAUUUAUCAAUACUUUCACCCCGAAAAAUCCCUGCUCUUUUUAAAUUAUAUGAAGUAGCAGGCGGUGAUCUUCAAGUAUCUCAAACCAAGAACUAUGCUAAAGAUCCCCGUCAUCUAGUACUACUAAAAGGCUUCAGUUUGACGGAACGUCCAGUCAGUCCAAAUCCUCCAGUUGGAACUCAGAUCCCGAAUACCAACCAGCAAUCUUCUCAACAAACACCAAACCAAGCAGGACAGACUGCGCAGACACAGCAACCUCAGCAAACGCCUCAGACCUCAUCUCAAAAUGCAGUCCAACAGAACCAACAGCAGACUGUUUCCUCAGCAGGAGGUGCUAUGCACAGCCCACUCCAAAGCAUUGGCAGCCCUGCUAAUGUGUCGGGGCAGGGAGGACCAACAGGAGCGGCACAACAGCAAAUGAUUUCAAACCAGGGUGUCUAUAGAGCAAACCAACAAGCACAACAACCCAGCGGUAUGAUGAGUAACAAUGCUCAAAAUCAGCAACAGCAAGCAGCACAGCAGCAGGCUCAGCAGGCACAGCAGCAGGCCCAGCAACAAGCUCAGCAGCAGCAGCAACAAAAUCAACAAGGAAUGAUGGGAGGAGGCAGACCACCUUUCCCCCCUCAGCAGCCACCAGGAUACAACCCCAUGGCAGGUGCUGCAGGAAGACCCCAGUGGCGAAUGCAAAAUCAGACUCGUCCUCUUUUCAUGCAGGGACAGGCGGGCUUCCCAGGUCCAGGAAAUGCUCCUCAGCAGCAGAGCUCUGCGCUCAUUGCACAGCUGACACAGCCCCCAACAAACAUUGGUCCAGGUGUGAGCCAGAUACAGUUACCGUCUCAAUUCGGUGGGUCGGGCAAUCUGAAUCAACAGCAGAUGCGGAUGAAUCCCAUGAUGGGACCACAGGGUCAAGCUCAGGGCCAAAGUCAAGGACAAGUUGCGCCCCAAGUCCCUCCAGGACAACAAAAUUCUCAAGGGCCUGGCCAACAAGUCCAGCAAGGGUCUAAUGUACAACAACAAUUGCAGCAGCAGCAAUUGCAGCAACAACAGUUGCAGCAACAGCAGCUUCAUCAGCAGCAACAAUUACAACUACAACAGCAGCAACAGAUGCAACAGCAGCAAUUGCAACAACAGCAGCAGCAGCAGCAGCAACAGGCGCAGCAGCAAGCUCAGCAAGCCCAGCAGCAAGCUCAACAACAAGCUCAACAACAAGCGCAACAAACGCAGCAACAGGGGCAGCAACAAGUUCAGCAGGCUCCAUCUCAGCGUCAGAUUAUUUGGAGUGGUAUAUUAGAAUGGGUUGAGAAGAACAAUGUCAAAAUGCCCCAAUCCAAUCAGCCUAAACUUCCGAGACAAGUACCGUGCCAAGUUGGAACCAAUUCUAAAGACACUCCAGAGCUGUCAGCUGAGACGUGGCCUCAAAAGUUACUCAUGCAGCUAAUGCCAAAAACAUUAAUUGGAAGCAUUGGAGGUACAUUUUUAAAAAACUCCAAGUCUGUGUUCUUCCUUCCCCAGCAAUGUGAAGCACUCGAAACUCUAGUGCAAGUUAUGAGUUCUGGCUAUGCUGGAUGUGUUCACUUUACCAGUAACAACACAGCAUGUGAUAUUAAAGUAUUAAUUUUAUUGUAUACAUCAGACAAAAGAACAUUCAUUGGAUUCAUACCAAAUGAUCAACAAGCAUUUGUUGAUAGAUUACGAAAAGUUAUUCAACAGCAGAAACAGGGUAAUCGUGGGCAAGGACAAAAUCAACAGGGAAUGGUUCAAGGCCCUCAAGGAAUGAAUCAGGGAUCCCAAGGACUGAGUCAAGGCUCCCAAGGACCUCAAGGAAUGAAUCAGGGUCCUCAAGGAAUGGGUCAAGGUCCUUCAGGAAUGAACCAGGGAUCCCAGGGAAUGAAUCAGGGACCCCAGGGAAUGAAUCAGGGUCCUCAAGGAAUGGGUCAAGGUCCUCCAGGAAUGAAUCAGGGACCCCAGGGAAUGAAUCAGGGUCCUCAAGGGAUGAACCAGGUUCCCCUUGGAAUGGGCCAAGGGCCUCAGGGAAUGGGCCAAGGGCCUCAGGGAAUGGGCCAAGUUGUGAUGGGCCAAGGAUCCCAAGGAAUGGGAUCUGUGCAGCAAAAUAUGGGACAGGGGCAACAGGGAAUGAUGAUGUCCCAAACAAACCAGAUGGCUAUGGGUGGCGGGCAGAUCACCCAAAAUGUUGUCUCGUCAAAUGCAGGACCUGGUGUGCCUGGAGGAAAUUCUGGAAUUCAGGUACAGGCUCAAGGUAUGGGCCAACAAGUUCCCAAUCAAAGUGGGCAGAUGUCCAUGGGUGGGCCUCCAAACACAAUGGGAAUGCAGCAGGGUGUAGAUGGUAACAUGGGAAUGCGAAUGCCAGGUCCCAAUGUGUCUCAAAGUCAACAACCGCAAGGACCUGGAGGAGGACCUGGUGGUCAAGGGGGCCUCAUGGUUCGUGGUGGUAUGAUGGCAAUGCAGAGGAAUAUGAACCCUCAAAUGCAAGGUGGAGCACAAGAUAUGGAGCAACAGCUCAAACAGUUUGAGCUUGUCACCAUGAAGGUGCAGCAGCAGAAGCUGCAGCACACCAUGGAUUUGGGCCGACAGCCACUUGAUAAUGACCCGGGCAAAUUAAGAGCACAGCUGCAGUUACAGCAAUUACAACAGCAACAAAGACAAAUGGGUCCACAAGGAAUGCAGCAGAGACAACAACAACAACAACAACAACAACAACAACAGGCAAUGCAACCCAUCCAGAAUCCUAAUCAACAGCGUAUGAUGCGUCCAAGCAAUCCAGGAUUGAGGAUGCUUUUGCAACAGCAAACAUACCGACCUGCCAUGAUGAAUCAGAUGCAACAACAAAUGGGGGUGAGAGGUCCCAUGGGCCAGCCUGGAUCCCAACAAGGAGGAAUGCAACAGCAAUUUGACUCAGAAUAUGAAAAUUAUUAGGGCUCGAAUUUCAUCUCAAAAUUUAGAUAGCUGCUCACUGUGCUCUCUUGAAAACAGGAGUAAAUUCCUGGUCCAAUUUUGUAUUUAAAGGUACCUUUAUUGUGCAUCACAUCGCAGUACCUGAAUAAUCCAUUCAUCAUACCUUGACAUCAUAUUAGCAUGCUUUCAAACGUGCUGUGAUAUUAGUAAUGCAACGCAGCUUUCUGAUGAUAAGGUUUUACUUAUCUUGCAAAUGUUUUUUCAAGUCAUUUGCCAAUUUUUAUUAAUGAGUUCCAUUAUUUGUAAAUGUGUGCAAAAUUUGUAUACUUGAAAUGUACCUGAUGUUUAUGAAUAUUUCAAUUUUUUAAAAUUAAUGUUAUGAUUUAUCCAUAUCAUUUUUUUUAUUUAUUUUUUUGCCCGAUUGUUUGUGAUGGUUUUGGCUGUGGGAGGGCGGGCAAGUGACAACACUUGGAUGGUUUGGAGGUUUAUUGGGACUAAGGAAGUCUAUGGUGUGAGCCUCAGCUGCAGACUGACAGGGUGGUUCAAUAUAUAGCUUGGGCAACAAUGACACUUGUGAGGAAGGUUGCAAUGGGGGUGCGCUAAGAAAAAACCAGGACAAUAAUGGAACAUUGCCCAAGGCAGGGAAGUCUCAUGCUGGGGAAGGGAGGAAGAAUAAAGUCAUGAAACUGACAUCAGUUGCUUUGCCUCUAGCAUCAAGCCAAAUCACUACAUUUGACUUGGGUAUAAUUAAUUUUUAUCUUAUGUACUAGUAAAUAGAAGUAUCUUUUCGCUGAAGAACUAUUAUGUGACUUUAACUAUAGUAAACUCAAUAUGUCAAUAGUUUGUAGCGCAGCAAAUAUCUGCUCAUUUCAUUUUUUUUUUAAAUUUCAUAUUGUAUUGGUCUUUUGAAGAUUCACUGAACAAAAUUGGUCUAAUUGGUUAAAUUUUAUAUCCAGUGUUGUUAUAUAUUGUGAACUGUUCUCCAAAGUGUGUGUAUUAAAGAAAAAUUUAAAUUCAAA